AUGAGAAAACCUCCCACUGCGACGAGGCACCGUUUGCCCUGGUACACUCUUAUUUGUCGCUCUCAAAACCCUCCACCGUCGCCCCUUCACAGUUCGUCACUUCUCACUGACAGCAACGACGCGAGCGAGACUAGCGCCGGUAGCCGCAGACCUGAGCAUUAUCGGAAAACUGAGAGCAGGUCAGGAGUAUCGCUGUCGAACAAAGGAGUAGUCGAGCGACCAACGGGCUUCCGAAAAAUACCGAGCAGAACAUCUGAGCACACCCAAUUCGAGGAAUUUUCCAGCACCACGAAUUAUCCGGUGUGCCGCAGGCUUGAGUUUAAGAGUUAA
Messenger RNA from Striga asiatica, 330 nucleotides. Lineage: Eukaryota; Viridiplantae; Streptophyta; Magnoliopsida; Lamiales; Orobanchaceae. The record is from the annotation of a GenBank genome assembly.